GAGAAGUGAAGUCAGUCACCUGGUGGUGAAGGCCAGUAAAACAGCAAAGCAGGAGGAAAAUUUUUCUCUCCCUCUCUGGCUUUCUCUCUCUCCCUCUUUGCUCUCCUCUGUAGGAUCCACCUCCUAUUCUCUCAACUCUUUUUAGCAUAACCUUCAAAGGAGGUCCUUCCCUUUAGACUUUAUUAUCUUCUUUUCCCCAUUGAGAGAAUACCUCUUAGCUGCAAGACAUUUUUAAGUCUAUGCAGGACUUCGGGGAUUUGGUUAUCGUGCCAGGGAAAUUGAUCAUUGCUAAUGCUUGGGACUCAGUGUGCUAAAUUAGCUCCCAGAGUAAGCCUUACGGAGGAAGGCUUUUAUCGUAUACUCUUCUCUUCAGUUUGAACACAUUUGCUUGAAAUUUGCCGCAUGAUGCUGUCCAGGGAAGCAGCUUUUUUUCUUGGGAUGCAGCAAUUCGCUGGUUUCUAAGCUUAUUGCAGAAGAAGAAAUAAUCUUAAAUAGAGUGGAUCUUCCCCCCCCCCCCCACCCCCGUGCUUGAUUCCGCUGAGCUGUGUGGCACCGAGGUAAAGAUCACCUGUCACCAAAUCUUCCAGGAAGUAAAACAAACUGAAUUGUAAUUAUUAUUUAUUUAUUUUUAUUAUUUUUAACCGGUGGAGGCGGCGUGAUCACGGAGAAUGAGACUGAGAGAAGCUGCCAGGGCUUGGAGGAGGAUAAAGCUGAGUUUAGGCUGGAAACUAAAAGACUAGAUUGUUUUUUGGUUCAACUUGCCCGGUUUCUCUGCACUUCCUUUAGUUUCGCUCCAUGGACAGAUCAACAAACCUGGAUAUUGAGGAGCUAAAGAUGACUCGAGAACAAUACAUACUAGCAACACAACAAAACAACCUGCCAAGGGCUGAGAAUGCACAACUUUACCCAGUGGGGAUUUAUGGAUGGCGAAAGAGGUGCUUAUACUUCUUUGUCCUUCUGCUGUUGGUUACCAUGAUAGUUAACUUAGCCAUGACAAUAUGGAUAUUGAAAGUGAUGAAUUUCACCGUGGAUGGUAUGGGAAAUCUGAGAGUCACCAAGAAGGGAAUCCGACUUGAAGGUAUAUCUGAGUUUCUACUUCCAUUGUAUGUGAAAGAAAUUCAUUCCCGAAAGGAUAGUCCACUGGUCUUACAGUCUGACAGGAAUGUAACAGUGAAUGCGAGAAAUCACAUGGGGCAGUUAACUGGACAGCUGACAGUAGGAGCUGACGCUGUGGAAGCUCAGUGUAAGAGAUUUGAAGUGAGAGCGAGUGAAGAUGGCAGGGUGCUGUUCUCUGCAGAUGAAGAUGAGAUUACCAUUGGGGCUGAAAAGCUGAAAGUUACAGGCACCGAAGGAGCAGUAUUCGGGCACUCUGUUGAGACACCUCACGUCAGAGCAGAACCUUCCCAAGACCUCAGGGCAGUAAGAAGUACUCUUAGUCGACACCUAAUUCUAAUCAACAAGGUGAGAUUGGUUGGCCAGGUAAAUCAAAUGGUAAUUUGGGGAGUAAGUAGCCGUGUUGUCUUUAAUUUUGUUUUUGUCGAGAAUAAGAGACUUUAGAAAGAUACAUUUCAAAAAGUUUAUUAAAGAGUAUAGGGAAUGUUUUGGUGUGGACAUGAAGUAGAUUUCUAUAAUUUAUUUAUUCGACGAAUGUUUGAUGAGUGCUUAAUGUGUGCCAAAUUCUGUUCUAGUUUCCAUGUGCAUUUCAAACCUACACAUGUAGAUUUUCUAUGAUGUCUUACACAAAGUUAUAUUGUUUUUCACUAGGGACCUCUGUGUUAAAAAGGCUAAAACAAAGUAUAUUGAGUAGUCGAGACAUAAGCGUAUAUUUUCCCAGAAUAGCACAAAUAUGAAUAUUCUUCCUUUUUUAUUUCUUAAAUUAAUUUAGCUAAAUUAUCACAGUUCAAAAGAGUGUCUGCACUUUAUGGUGAGAAGUGAGGAAACCCGUUUUAUAUUGCCCAAAGAUUGUUUGGAUCUGAGUUUCAUUAACUGUUCCAAGAAAAGAAAACAAAACAAAACAAAACUAAUCUGGACUUGGGAUCAGUAAAAUGAAUUAAUAUGUAAUGAUGUAGCUGGAAUCUUUUCAUCAUGUUCAUUCUUGUGUGAAUAUAAUUUUAAACUGAAAUGUUAAGUUUUGCAGGCUCCAAACUGAUCUCCGAAAACACAUAGCUCUCAUAUACGUCAUUACUGUGUUCAAGGAAAAGCCACCAUGUAUAAGGUAGUAAGGAUUUUGCACUGAGAUGUUUUGUCAAUAAGAGGUUCUCCUCUCCUCCCCCUCUUCCCUCUCCCCUUUUCCUUUCUACUCUGUCUCUCUGUUUCUUUCUUCUUCCCUUUUACUAUUUCAUUCUAUGUAUGUAUAUAUUUAUUUAGAGUUGAUAGCAAAUGAUCAUUAUCAGAAGCUUGUAUUAGGGUGUAAUCUUGGAAACAUAGAGCAACAAUUGAUGUAAAAAUUUGUUUGAUCUAAUCUGAAGAAAGAGACCAUAACUGAAAGUGCAAGUAGGCAGAAAACAAACCAACCAAAAAAAAUAGAGGCCACGAAAACCAUGUGAUUUGCAGCUGAAGAAAACUCUCCACAGCUUGAAGUGAUACAACAGUAAAAUUGCUUGUAUAUUCAGGUCAAAGUUUACAUUGUGUUUUUCCCCCCUUAAACCAUUUUUCUGUUCAAUUUUCUAUUCAUUCCAUCAUUGAAAUAAAAAAUAAUUCACUAAAUGCCUGACACCGUGUUAAAUAUUUAUGAAGAACCAGAAACAUGAUGCUUAAGUUCUGCUUAAGUUUCUAUUUAGUAAUUGCAUCUCACAACUUACUUUUUAAAAGGAGUCUGAAUUCUGUUCUCAGAAUGUUGAAAGUUCUUCUAGAGACCUAGGCAUUUUUUUUUUCAAAUUGAGAAUUGUAUAAUACCAUAAAAACAAAAUCUGUUGCAUCUUUAGUAUGUAAACACAAUAAAAACAGCAUUUCUUGGGAAAAAAACAGGUGGUAGGGUGACUGAAUUUCAACAUUACUCCUUUUCUCUACAAGAAUCUCUUGGUACCCACUAUAAAAACUAGUCUGAAAUCCGUCACUAUGAUUGCUAUAAUGCUUUCAAAAUGAACACAAAUAGUACGUCACUAAUUCCAUGACUAAUCACAUAGGAAUUCACAAGCUUUGCAAAUAAACAUAAGUUUCAUUUUUCAACAGGCCCCUUUAGAGAAUGUUUUGUAAUAAAAUGAAUUAAAAUGAAACCUCUACUAUGUCGUAAACCCUCCUCAGGGGAGGAUUGACAAUUGCUAUAUAGGACAGAAGCAGGGCAUCAUUUAAUUGUUAAUGCUGUAUUGCCAAGAGUCUACUUACCAGAUUGUUCUCGAAGGGAAUACAGGUUUAGUCUAAUUUGAGUUCCAGAGUAUUCUGGAAUGUUUGAGUUCCAGACUUCUAUAGGACUUCUAUAGGAAUUCUAGGCUUAUUUGAGAAGGUCAUGGUAUCUAGAGAAAACCAAUAUAACCUAAGGCUUAGUGAAAUUUUAUCAAUUCUUUUUCUUUAUGAUUUUGGGGCUUUCCAUCUUGUUUCAAAGGUUGUCUUGUUUUGUAUUUGGGUAUUUCCAGUGUUUUCUUUUAAUUUUCUGUCACUUAGUUUUACACUGGGUAUUUCUUAGUUUUAUGUUGUGAAUAAAUACAGUGGGAAAUUAUGUUUUGAAUUUUCUUCUGAUUUGCUAUUGAAAAUUACAGCCUGUGAUUUACUACUUUUUGUAUUUAGAAUAGAUAGAACUGGAAAUUAUUCUUGCAGAGUGUGUUAAGGAUCUAAUGUUAUUGUCUUCAGUAUGGAUAGACAAUUUAGUAAGCAUCAUUGACUAAGUAACCUAGU
Molecule: messenger RNA, 3831 nt
Organism: Leopardus geoffroyi (Geoffroy's cat)
Lineage: Eukaryota; Metazoa; Chordata; Mammalia; Carnivora; Felidae
Gene: SGCZ
Product: sarcoglycan zeta
Exons: 7
Coding region: 796-1557 (253 amino acids)
Biological process (GO): cardiac muscle tissue development; heart contraction
Cellular component (GO): sarcolemma; sarcoglycan complex
Source: RefSeq, a predicted model, not a curated record